AUGGUUAAAAAACCACGUGUUGCUAUUAUCGGCGCCGGUUCAUCAGGGUUAGCAGCCUUAAAACAAUGUCUCGCUGAUAAUUUGGACCCAAUAUGUUUCGAACAAACAUCUUAUGUAGGAGGUCUUUGGAAUUUUGUUGAAAUUGAUGAUGAAAAUAAGGAUCCACAUUCAUCAGCUUAUAAAAGCCUUGUUAUUAAUACUUCAAAAGAAAUGAUGACAUUUUCGGAUUUUCCAAUCCCUGCGGAGUGGCCAACUUACUUACAUAACUCACUUGUCGCAAAGCCAUACAUUAAAUUUCAUACAACUGUUGCUCGUGUAUCUUAUCUUCCUGAUCAUCGCUGGAAAGUUAAAUAUAUUACUUGUGUAGAUAAGGAUCAGAAUCAAAAUAGUGAACAUGAAGAAAUAUUUGAUUAUGUUAUGGUUUGUAAUGGACAUCAUAGGAAGCAUAGGUGGCCUAAAUAUAAAGGGAUGGACGAAUUUAAGGGUGAACAAACUCAUUCACAUUUUUACAGGCGUGGAAUUGAUAUUGCUGUUGAAUUAUCUCAUAUCGCAUCACAAGUGUACUUAUGCGUUCGUAGAGGAACACUCCCGUGGAUCAUACCCCGUUUGAUCGGUGGAAAACCAGUUGACCAUUUAGCAAAUCGUUUUUCUACCUACUUUCCAAAUUCUCGUUCGACUUUCACAAAACUUAUCGUUCAGACUGUAGGUCCCCAUCCACCAUCUCUCCAACCAACCGUUCCAUAUUAUUCUUCACAUCCAACUGUAAAAUCGGAUUUUUUUGAACGUCUCAGUACCGGCACUAUUAUUGUAACAAAAAACAUUUUGGAAUUAAUGCCUGAUGAAACAAAAUCAAUUAAAUUUGUUGACGGUUCUACUGUGGAAAAUAUUGAUGCGAUAAUUUAUGCGACUGGUUAUAAUAUAGAUUUUCCAUUUUUAGAUAGAGAAAUUGUUAAUGGUGGUCCAGAAAUUGAACAAGAAUUUGAAGAUGAAUAUAAAGAAAACUUGUCAUGGAUGUAUAAGAUGAUGUUUCCGCCAAAUUUUCGUAAUAUCGCAUUUAUUGGUUUAAUACAGCCAGUUGGUGCCAUUUUUCCUAUCACCGAGAUGCAAUCUCGUUACGUGACGAGUUUAAUUAAAGGUUUCAUUGAUCCACUUCCAUCGCCUCAAGACAUGAAUACCGCAAUUAAAAAUUAUCAUAAUAAACUCAGAAAGCGAUAUUAUCUAUCAGCAAGACAUACAAUUCAAGUUGAUUAUCUUACUUACCUUGAUGAAUUGAGUCAGGAUUUAGGUUGUUAUCCUUAUUCUUUAGAGAUAUUAAAAAAUUUUGGUUUUAAUAUAUGGAAACUCGUUAUGUUUGGAUUAAGAACUCCUGUUCAGUAUCGCUUACUUGGAAGACAAUGCUGGGAGGGUGCUAAAGAUGCGCUCAUGAUUUAUAAUCAAGUAAACCCAAAUUAA
Messenger RNA from Dentiscutata erythropus, 1452 nucleotides. Lineage: Eukaryota; Fungi; Glomeromycota; Glomeromycetes; Diversisporales; Gigasporaceae. The record is from the annotation of a GenBank genome assembly.